AUUAUGUUCCCCCACCCAUAACUACUAUUUAGACUCAUCUAUAAAAGUUAUCUAACAGUUUCUUGUUAUUCGACAGAAUGAUAAGGGUUUUUUUCUGUUUACUUUUAUGAUCAUCAGUUUAAAAUUUGUGAUUAUACACAGAGAAAACUGUUUUAUAAACUACCGGGAUUUACUAUAAUCUCUCAAUCUUUGCAGUGUGGAAAACAGUAAACAAACAAAAAAAUGGAUGUGCUUUAGCAUAUUGAAAACCAUGUCAAGAAAAGAUCGAAAAAGAGUUAAUCCCAUUGAAGAGUCAAGGAAAUGGAGUGAAAAGAAUAUUGAUCCACCAGGAUUUAAUAUAAGUUUAUUUGAGAACAAAGGCAGAGGAGUCAGAACAACUGUCCGCAGAAAUGCAGGCGACUUUUUGUUAGUGUAUACAGGAAAGGUUAUAACAAAGAAGGAAGGUGAGAACUUGGAAGAAGGGUUCUCAUCUGGCUACAGAUUUUGUUUACAGAGAUUUGUGAGGGAAGUCAAAUUACAUACUUUAUUCCUGUGCACUGUUUGAAUCCUAAAUAAAAAUCCCCUCUCUGUUAUACUACUCUGGCUCCAAUUGAUGACUAUCUCAGAUCAUUAGCUUCAAUUAAUCUAUAUAUUGAUAAACUAAUUCCAUUUCUACAUCACUCUAACUCUAUAAAAAUCUUAAAGGGCCUAAAGAAAAAAUAGGUUUGUUUCCGCUUUCCCAACCAACCCUGAAAAAUACUGCCAUCUCAAAACUUUUUUUUUGCCAUUUUUCAGUGAGGGUGUUAAAUUUUUUUUUUUUUUUUUCAGAUCAUCUAUUUUUUAAAAAUUUAGUCAGAGAAACGUUUGGACAAGUCUGUUUAUUACAUCAACGUUGAAAAACGCUUGAAAUUAAAAAUGGCAGCACAUUCUGCAAACUAUAGCACCCAUGCAAGGCUCCGAUUAUCAAAAGCUAACUCAUAAAACUUGACCACUCUAGACGUUAAUUUGCUUCAUAACGCAUUCUAAAAUCACUAUAAUAAUUACAACUAAUACACUAAAAUUUACUCCUCAUCACAUACAUGAAGAAACAUCACAACUACUAGUAUACAACAGUCUGCAUAAUAUUAUAAUAAUGAGAGUGUUGUGUUGUGCAGUACUAUGUUUAUAUAUAAUACAAUAACCAGGAAUUAUUUGCAUGCACUUG
Molecule: messenger RNA, 1183 nt
Organism: Magallana angulata
Lineage: Eukaryota; Metazoa; Mollusca; Bivalvia; Ostreida; Ostreidae
Exons: 3
Coding region: 227-544 (105 amino acids)
Source: RefSeq, a predicted model, not a curated record